AUGGCGAAACGAGAAGCAAGAUUCAGCACCGAUGUGCUCAUUGACACCACGCCCAUGCCCGACCACAUCCCGAAAGUCGAGGAGAUCGGAGCCAGUUCAGCACCCUUACUGAGCGCAUCCUUCUUCAUCGGUGCGAGGUGCCGACCGUACAAUGACGACUACAUGCAGUGCAAGACCGAGGCAUACGGCAGGGGAGAGUUGGAUUGCAUGCGGGAAGGGAGGAAAGUCACGAGAUGUGCAGCGAGCGUAUUGGCCGACAUCAACAAAAGCUGCCUAGAGGAGUUUCGAGCACAUUGGAGUUGUCUGGAGAACAAUAACCACCAGUUAUGGCAAUGUCGACGGCCAGAACGUGUGCUUAACCGAUGUGUCUUCCAGAAGAUCGGCUUGGAGAAGACAAUUCCCGAUACACCAAAGGGCCAGACGCCAAUUCACCUGCGAGACAAGCAGCUCUUUGCCGAUUAUCCACAAGUGGUCAUGCCGUGGGAGAAGGAUGUUGGUGUUAGAAAGAAGGACGCCACUCAACCACAAUGA
Molecule: messenger RNA, 531 nt
Organism: Fonsecaea erecta
Lineage: Eukaryota; Fungi; Ascomycota; Eurotiomycetes; Chaetothyriales; Herpotrichiellaceae
Exons: 4
Coding region: 1-531 (176 amino acids)
Biological process (GO): mitochondrial electron transport, NADH to ubiquinone
Source: RefSeq, a predicted model, not a curated record